This is a messenger RNA of Hyphopichia burtonii NRRL Y-1933, 3216 nucleotides long. RefSeq names its product glutamate dehydrogenase (NAD(+)) (gene GDH2). Lineage: Eukaryota; Fungi; Ascomycota; Pichiomycetes; Serinales; Debaryomycetaceae. Gene Ontology annotation, molecular function: L-glutamate dehydrogenase (NAD+) activity. The transcript has a single exon. The record is from RefSeq and is a predicted model, not a curated record. Gene Ontology annotation, cellular component: mitochondrion. The coding region runs from base 1 to 3216 and encodes 1071 amino acids.
AUGGCUUCAUAUGAACCUCAAUUGCAAAAUUUAUCUUUAGGUAGAUCAAUUUCAAAUUCUUCGUCAGUUCAAAGUUUAAAACAUGGAUAUAUUGAUAAACCCUUCCUGGGUAAGAAAGAUCAGUAUGAACAAGUUUUAGAUAUCUUGGAUAGUACGGGAUUCAUACCCGAAUCCCUAAUUGAACUGGAAACACGUUGGUUUUAUGAAUCUUUAGGUAUUGAUGAUGUUUUUUUCGCUAGAGAAAGUCCAGAAGGUAUUGCUAAUCACAUCCAUUCCCUUUACUCAUGUAAAGUUCAAGCUUACUCUACUAAUAUCUUGGAUCAACCGUUAAUCCAAUAUAAAAGAGAAGGUGAUGAUCACGCAGUAUUUUUCGAAACUUCUUUAAGUCAUCCAAAUGAUAAAUUAUCAAAUGAUGUUAGUGCUAAUUUGAAAAAUAGAUUUGAAGAAAGAAUCGACGAUAAAUAUAUUGAUCCUUCUUUUUAUAAAACGUCAAGUUAUCGUCAAGAAUAUUUCAGUGCUCCUCUCAAUUUUAAAUCUGAUCCAAUUUUAUCAGGAGUUGCAGAAAAAAAUCCGGCCAUAUUACAAAAUCAAUUAGUAAAAUGCUAUUUUGUUUAUAAAAAUCAUUUUCAAGAAGAAUCUAAUCCAAAUGAAACUGAUAUAAAUAAACUUGGUGAUUCUACUUUUUUGAAAAUUGCUUCUGAAAAUACUAAAAAAUUAUAUUCUGAAAUCAUUAAUAAUGUUUUGAAAACUACUGGUCCAGUCAUUAAACAUUUCCCAAUUGAAGAUCUGGAAGAAUAUCGUGUUGUUAUUGGGUUUAGACAGAAAACUUCUACCCGUUAUAAUUCGGCUUUAAGUGAUUUAGCUAAUUAUUAUAAAUUACAAACAACUCGUAAAUACGUUGAACAAUUUUCAAAUGGUAUCACCAUUAUUUCAAUGUAUGUUACUUCAAGUCCAAAUAAUCAAAAAUUAAAUCCAGUUGAUUUAUCAAUUUAUCAAGUUAUUAAAGAAGCUAGUUUAUUAUAUUGUAUUCCUCAUAAUUAUUUCCAUGAUCGUUUUAUCAAUGGUGAUUUAUCUUUACAAGAAUCUAUUUAUGCUCAAUGUGGGGUUGUUUUUGUAACUCAUUUCUUGAAUAGAUUGGGUCCAGAAUAUAAUAAGUUAACUUCUUUAUUAGAUGCUUCAAAAUCAAUUCAACAUGCUGAAGUCUUGAAUAAUUUAAAGAAGAGACUUAGAGCUGAAACUUAUACUCAAAAUUAUAUUCAAGAAGUUUUCAAUUCAAAAAGUGAUAUUGUUCGUAAAUUAUAUCGUCAAUUUGCUGAUACUCAUUAUAUUCGUUCUUCAAUGGAGAAAACUUUAUCUUAUCAAAGAUUAUCUCAAAUUACUCCAGUUGGUAAUGAUGAAGAAUUUGAAAAAUUAUUGAGUAGAGAAUGUUCUCAAAAUGAACAUCAAAUAUUCGUUUUAAGAGCUUUAUAUUAUUUUAAUAAGUCAAUCUUGAAAACUAAUUUUUUUGUUUCAACUAAAGUUGCUAUAUCUUUUAGAUUAAAUCCUUCAUUUUUACCUUUGAGUGAAUACCCUGAAACUCCUUUUGGUAUGUUUUUCGUUGUUGGUAAUGAUUUCCGUGGGUUCCAUAUUAGAUUCAGAGAUAUCGCUAGAGGUGGUAUUAGAAUUGUUAAAUCAAGAUCCUUAGAUGCUUAUAAUGUUAAUGUUCGUAAUUUAUUUGAUGAAAAUUAUAAUUUAGCUUCUACUCAACAAAGGAAAAAUAAAGAUAUUCCUGAAGGUGGUUCUAAAGGGGUUAUUUUAUUAGACCCCGGUAUUGCUCAAGAAAGACCAAGACAAUGUUUCGAAAAAUAUAUUGAUUCUUUAAUUGAUCUAUUAUUAAAACAAUAUAUUCCUGGUGUUAAAGAUAGCUAUGUUGAUUUAUAUAAUAAACAAGAAAUUUUAUUCUUGGGUCCUGAUGAAGGUACUGCUGGUUAUGUUGAUUGGGCAACUAACCAUGCUAGAUCAAGAGGUGCUCCAUGGUGGAGAUCCUUCUUAACUGGUAAAUCUCCUCAAUUAGGUGGUAUUCCUCAUGAUGAAUAUGGUAUGACUUCAUUAUCGGUUAGAGCUUAUGUUAAUAAAAUUUACGAAAAUUUAAAUUUGGAAUCAAGACCAAUCAGAAAAUUACAAACUGGUGGUCCAGAUGGUGAUUUAGGAAGUAAUGAAAUUAAAUUAAGUACUCCUAAUGAAGUUUAUGUUGCAAUUGUUGAUGGUUCAGGUGUAAUUGUUGAUCCUCAAGGUUUAAAUAAGGAUGAAUUAUUAAGAUUAGCUGAUCAAAGAAAAAUGAUUGACCACUUUGAUUCGAAAUUAUUGUCACCUCAAGGUUUCCGUGUUUUGGUGGAUGACGUUGAUGUUAAAAUACCAAAUGGUGAAAUCAUUACUAGUGGGGUUGCUUUUAGAAAUGGUUUCCAUAUUAACUUUAAAGAUGUUUUGAAUGAUGAAAAUGGUGGUGGAAUUGACUUAUUUGUUCCAUGUGGUGGUAGACCAGGUGCCAUUGAUACUAAUAAUGUCUAUGACUUAAUUAAUCCUAAGACAGGUAAAUCAAUCAUUCCUUACUUUGUUGAAGGUGCUAACUUAUUCAUUACUCAAUCUGCCAAAUUGGUUUUAGAAAACGCUGGUACCAUAAUUUUUAAAGAUGCUUCAACUAAUAAGGGUGGUGUUACAUCUUCUUCAUUAGAAGUCUUGGCUGCAUUGGCCUUUGAUGAUAAUGGAUUCUUAUCCAAUAUGUGUGUUGAUGAAAAAACUGGUGCUAAACCAAAAUUAUACCAAGAUUAUGUUAAAAAUUGUCAACGUAUUAUUGUUAAGAAUGCUCAAUCUGAAUUCCAAAGUUUAUGGGACUUAAAGAAGGUCACUGGGGUCCCAAUUACUGAAUUAUCUGACAAAUUAUCAGUUACAAUCAAUAGAUUAGCUGAUGAAUUAGCUAAUUCAAAAGAAUUAUGGAAUGACGAUGUUGAAUUUAGAAAUGCCGUUUUAUUAGAUUCCUUACCUUCAUUGUUACUCGAUGUUAUUGGUAUAGAUCAAAUUUUAUUAAGAGUUCCUCAACCUUAUUUAAAAGCCUUAUUUGCAACCCGUUUAGCUUCAACAUUUGUUUAUUCUAGAGGUAUUGAUUCAAAUCCUGCCAAAUUCUUGGAAUUCAUCAGUUCUAUCAGAAAACAAUAUGUUCAAAAAGGUUUACUUAAAUAA